CAGUUGGGUUUAGGGGAAAGAAAUAUAGCUGGAGAAAGAUCAGUGAUAGAGUUGGAGAAGCGAGCGAUAAAGCAAACCGUGCGGAGCAAUCAGGACUAGGACGUAAUGCAGAAAGGGAGAAGGGUUCAAUUGAUUUGAAAGAAAGAACUAAUGAGAAGGUGAGAGUGAGCAGUGUAUUUUGUGCAUACGGUGAUAAGGAGCUCGAAGAAGGGGCUACUGAUUGCAAGUUGGAGGUAGUAGAAGAAAACAAGGUGGAAAGGGAAAUCCCAGGGAAGAAAUGCAGAGUUGGGUUUACAGGAAAGAAAAAUAGCUGGAAAAGGAUAGGUGAUGGGGUUAAACAAGUAAGCAAUAGAGCAGACAAAGCAGACAGCGUGGAGCUAUCAGGACAAGUAGAUAAUGCAGAAGAGGAGGAGGUUUCAGUUGAUGUGAAAAAAAGAGUUAAUGAGAAGGUGACAGUGAGUGGUGCAUUUCAUGCAUACAGUGAUAAGGAGGUCAAAGAAGUGGCUACUGUAGAAGAAAACAAGGUAAACAUGGUAAUCACGGGGGAGAAACAUAGAGUUGGGUUUAGGGGAAUGAAACAUAGCUGGAGAAAGGUUGGUGAUAGAGUUAAAGAAGCGAGUGAUAAAGCAAACAGCACGGAGCAAUCGGGACAAGAAUGUAAUGCAGAAAAGGAGAAUGUUUCAGUUGAUGUUAAAGAAAGAACUAAUGAGAAGGUGACAGUGAGUGGUGAAUUUCAUACAUACAUUGACGAGGAGGUCGAAGAAGUGGCUACUGUAGAAGAAAACAAGGUGGACAUGGUAAUCACGGGGCAGAAACAUAGAGGUGGGUUUAGGGGGAUGAAACAUUGCUGGAGAAAGGUUGGUGAUAGAGUUGGAGAAGUGAGUGAUAAAGCAAACAGCACGGAGCAAUCAGGACAAGAACAUAAAGCAGAAAAGGAGAACGUUUCAGUUGAUGUGAAAGAAAGAACUAACGGGACAGUGACAGUGAGCGGUGCAUUUCAUGCGUGUAGUGAUAAGGAGGUCAAAGAAGUGGCUACUGUAGAAGAAAACAAGGUAGAUAGGGUAAUGACGAGGCAGGAGCAUAGAGUUGGGUUUCGGGGAAAGAAACGUGGCUGGAGAAAGGUUGGUGAUCGAGUUGGAGAAGUGAGCAGUGAAGCAAACAGCGAGGAGCAAUCAGGACAAGAACGUAAUGCAGAGAAGGAGAAGGUUUCAGUUGUUGUGAAAGAAAGAACUAAUGAGAAGGUGACACUGAGUGGUGCAUUUCAUGUAUACAGUGAUGAAGAGGUCGAAGAAGUGGUUACUGUAGAAGAAAACAAGGUAGACAGGGUAAUCAUGGGGCAGAAACAUAGAGUUGCGUUUAGGGGGAAGAAAUAUAGCUGGAUAAAGGUUGGUGAUAGAGUUGGAGAAGGAAGCAAUGAAGCAAAUAGGGUGGAGCAAUCAAGACAAGAACGUAAUGCAGAAAAGGAGAAGGUUUCAAUUGAUGUGAAAGAAAGAACUAAUGAGAAGGUGAGAGUGAGUGGUGCAUUUCGUUCAUAUAGUGAUAAGAGCAAAGAUGUACUGAUAGAUUCGGAAGCCGGUUUGGAGAUGAGGAUUGAGAGAGAUCUUGGGGAUUUACCAUUGACUGAUAGGAGGCAUGGUCAUGGGAGAUCGAGUGGCAGGGUGUAUGGUGACAGGUGGAGACAUGGGAGUUCCAGAAGGUAUGAACCGCGAAGAAUAUUGAAGCAAAGGGAUGAUAGCUUUGCGUGGAUUAAAAAGGGGGAGUCUUCAAGUGGCAAUGUUGCUGAAAUUAAAACUCAGGUUGAUUUUUCAAGCUAAAGCACAAGUCGGAGUAAGCUUUGCUCGUAGUGAAUCAAGUCAGUUUCCUUACAGAAGUGGCUUCUUAUUCAUUGCUUUUACCAAUUCAACUUCAUGCUCACUGGGAAUACAGACAACUUUACAUGUAAAUUUGCCUGCAGUUGCUUCUCCUAGUCUUCUUCCUUGUAUUAAAGACGAUUUUUCUCCUCUUGACCCUAUUUUGCGGCUUUAUAUGUACUGUAAAUGAAAAUUAUGUCAAAUUUAGACUCAUGAACUAUGCAUUUUGUGUAAAGAUAGUAGUCUUGUGAAUGUCAACUUAUUAUAGGCUGCCUCGUUUGAACA
Molecule: messenger RNA, 2135 nt
Organism: Capsicum annuum
Lineage: Eukaryota; Viridiplantae; Streptophyta; Magnoliopsida; Solanales; Solanaceae
Exons: 2
Coding region: 531-1814 (427 amino acids)
Biological process (GO): cytokinin biosynthetic process
Source: RefSeq, a predicted model, not a curated record